AUGUCAGGGGACCUAGAAGCCAAGAGCUAUGGUUACACACAUAUCAGUGUUCAGAAGUUCUGCUACGAGUGGACCAUUAGCAACUUUUCAUUUUGCAUGGAUGGAAUUCGGGAAAAUAUUGCAAGCCCAGUGUUCUCAUUAGAGGCCAGUGAAGAAGUGCAAUGGUGUAUGAGGAUACACCCAAAUGGUGUUGAUGAAGAAAGCAAAGAUUACCUGUCAGUUUACCUGAGUUUGGUCAGUUGUCCAGAGAGCCCAGUUUGGGCAAAGGUACAGUUCUGGAUCAUAAAUGCCCAAGGAGAGAAACAUCAAGUUAAAAAGAUCCCAAAUGUUUUAAGGUUUCUGCCAAAGGAACAAUGGGGAUACAAAAAGUUCAUCCUUCGAGAUUUCCUCCUCUCCCAUAGGGACUGGCUUCUUCCUGAAAACCAACUCACCCUGUGCUGCAAGGUAAGCGUAGUAGGACCCUUCUUUAGCACGCCUGGACAGAACAUGAAACCUGCAAUCAGGGAUCCAAUGCAGAUGUUGGCAGAUGGCCUAGGGGAUCUAUGGGAGAAUUCCGUCUUCACAGACUGCAGCCUUGUGGUAGCCGGCCAGGAAUUCAGAGCUCAUAAGGCCAUCCUAGCAGCUCGCUCUCCAGUUUUCAGAGCCAUGUUUGAACAUGAAAUGCUGGAGAACCUAACAAACCGCGUUGAGAUCCAUGACAUUCAUCUGCAUGUCUUUAAGGAAAUGAUGGGCUUUAUUUACACAGGGAAGGCACCAAACCUCCACAACCACUCAAUGGCCACUGGUUUGUUGGCAGCUGCUGACAUGUAUGACCUGCAGGACUUGAAGGUCAUGUGUGAGGAUGCCUUGUGCAGGAACCUCUCUGUGGAGAAUGCUGUAUCCACUCUCAUCCUGGCUGACCUCCACAGCACAGAGCACCUAAAGACUAAGGCCAUGGAUUUCAUUAUACUUCAUGCUUCUGAAGUCUCUGAGACCUUGGCUUGGAAGUCAAUGGUAGAGUCACAUCCCCACUUGGUGGAGGAAGCAUUUCGCUCCCUGGAUUCUAUACAGUGUCCUUUCUUGGAGCCCUCACUCAAACGCCGAAAGAUAAUUUAG
Rattus norvegicus (Norway rat) is the source of this 1095-nucleotide messenger RNA. It is a transcript of the gene Tdpoz1-ps4, whose product is annotated as TD and POZ domain containing 1, pseudogene 4. Bases 1 to 1095 code for a protein of 364 amino acids. The transcript has a single exon. Lineage: Eukaryota; Metazoa; Chordata; Mammalia; Rodentia; Muridae. The record is from RefSeq and is a predicted model, not a curated record.